AUGCAGUUCGGCUCACUUGCUACCCUUCUCGCGGUCUUCGCGGCUGCUACUACCGCCAUGCCUGGUGUCUACCACAACGCCGAACGAGGGACGCAGAUGGCACGCGAUAUGCCGACUGCGCCUGAUGGCUAUUUCCAUGUUCGCGGCAACCUUCUCCAGAGCAUUGGCGGCGACGGCCAGAUUCUUGCCGAGAGAGAGAUCGACGCCAGAGACGCGGAAGAUCUGAUAAAGACCGCAGAAGCAAAGAAAGCAAAACGCGAGCUGGGGAUGUUGCCUGCCACUACUCCAUUCAAGCGCGAGGCAUGCUCCCUUAAUCAAUGUUCUGAUAAUGCCGACUGCUAUCAAUGGACCGAUGAUUCUUUCCUGCGGUGUACGUCGGGCCAGCCUCGCGAGUGCGAUGGGCGGGCGGCGCAAGAACCAAGAUGGUGGCAGUUCUGGAAAUCUAGCGAGGGCGAACCAGAGCCAGGGCCCGAGCCUACCGACAUUGGCAAGCCGCCGGAUUCAUGGCUCGACACAGACAUCCAGACCGGUCUAAGCAGCGCCCAGGUGGAGGAGCAUCGGAGACGAUACAACUGGAACGAGCUGGUGGCUGAAAAGGAAAACAUGUUCGCCAAGGUGCUCAGUUACUUCCAAGGACCCAUCCUUUAUGUUAUGGAACUUGCGGCUUUACUAGCCGUGGGCCUUGGCGACUGGAUUGACUUUGGCGUCAUCAUCGGCAUUCUCUGCCUUAACGCUUUCGUUGGCUUUUAUCAGGAAAAACAAGCGGCUGACGUGGUGGCGAGCUUGAAGGGCGACAUUGCCAUGAAAGCGACUGUUAUACGUGACGGCAAGGAUCAAGAGAUGAAUAACGAAGAAGACGACGAUGAAUCGAUUCACUACGGCGAGCUCCUCGUCGCCUGCGAUCAGUCAGCCAUUACCGGCGAAUCCCUCGCCGUCGACAAAUACAUGGGCGAUAUCUUGUACUAUACAACCGGAUGCAAGCGAGGAAAAGCAUUUGCUAUCAUGACCACGUCUGCCAAGUACUCAUUUGUCGGACGGACCGCAGCUCUAGUCCAAGGAGCCAAAGACCAAGGCCACUUCAAGGCUGUCAUGGACAGCAUUGGAACGUCGCUAUUGGUGCUUGUUAUGUUUUGGAUCCUCGUCGCCUGGAUCGGGGGCUUCCUCCACCACCUACAAAUUGCCACGCCCGAUAUCCAAAAUCUAUUGCAUUACACCUUGGUGCUGCUCAUCAUUGGAGUCCCCGUCGGUCUUCCAGUGGUCACGACAACAACGCUUGCGGGUGUAAACGUGCUCUGCUCCGACAAGACCGGCACCUUGACAGCCAACAAGCUCAGCAUUCGCGAGCCGUUCGUCGCCGAAGGACAAGAUGUGAACUGGAUGAUGGCCGCCGCAGCGCUAGCGAGCUCGCACAACAUCGCCUCGCUCGACCCCAUCGACAAGGUAACAAUCACGACGCUCAAGCGCUACCCCAAAGCCCGCGAGAUCCUGCGCGAGGGCUGGGUAACAGACAAACUCACGCCCUUCGACCCGGUCUCCAAGCGCAUCACCACCGAGUGCCGCCUCGGCAACGACCGGUUCGUCUGCGCCAAGGGGGGGCCCCGCACCAUCGUCACCAUCGCCGACGUCAGCGACGAGGUGUGCGCCAUGUACAACCAGAAAGCGCGCGAGUUCGCCGCGCGGGGCUUCAGGUCGCUGGGCGUCGCGUGCAAGAUGCUGAGGCUCGGCACCAAGGUGUAUAACUCGGAGAAGCUUAUACAUAGCGGCUUGACGGGGACUGUGCAGCAUGAUCUUGUGCAGCGCGCGGAUGGGUUUGCCGAGGUCUUCCCCGAGCACAAGUAUUAG
Messenger RNA from Daldinia decipiens, 1842 nucleotides. RefSeq lists its product as uncharacterized. The transcript has 5 exons. Gene Ontology annotation, cellular component: plasma membrane. Gene Ontology annotation, molecular function: nucleotide binding; P-type proton-exporting transporter activity. Bases 1 to 1842 code for a protein of 613 amino acids. Gene Ontology annotation, biological process: proton transmembrane transport; regulation of intracellular pH. The record is from RefSeq and is a predicted model, not a curated record. NCBI's taxonomy places the organism in Eukaryota, Fungi, Ascomycota, Sordariomycetes, Xylariales, Hypoxylaceae.